Molecule: messenger RNA, 186 nt
Organism: Microthlaspi erraticum
Lineage: Eukaryota; Viridiplantae; Streptophyta; Magnoliopsida; Brassicales; Brassicaceae
Source: the annotation of a GenBank genome assembly
UGCCCCCAAAGAACUGGGAGGCUAGGUCGUGGUCUGGAGAUGGUAGACGGCCAUCAGGAGCGCUCCACUCGACUGGGUUCGGCUCACUCGAUCGAGCUUGCUCUUGACUCGAUCGAGUUGUGCCUCGAGUUAGCCACUCUUCUUCCUAAAACCUGCUCCUGUGAGACUCAGCCAAGAAAAUCAUAA